AUGUUCGGAAGUACAAACAAUAAGACUCAAUACAAUUUUGAAACCACUUCAACAACACCUUUCCAACAACAAUUACACAAUGAAUCAACGAGAACUCCAAACACAGCACUAAACAAUCUGAUCGGAAGAAAAUUAAUCGAUACUAGUCUCUAUUCUACUGAUUAUUCAACAACUGAGGAUGCUUCAGUGUUCUAUACUCCCCAUUCAAACUUGGGAGGCCAGCAAGCCGACAUGUUAAAGAAGAACUCUUGCCCUCAAAAUCCACCAAUUUCAAACACUACCAAAUUUGCCCAAGCACCCUUUGGUUCAUUCAAUAACGAAUUGAGGGGUCAAUUCAAGUCAUCAUCUCAAAUCAAUAACCAUACUCAAACGAGUGGUAACAAUAGUUUACUUCGCAGAGCCAUCUCUCAAAAGUAUUCACCAAAUGUUGCAGCAAACACUGUAACUUUUAUAAGUAAUAACACGACAGCAAGUACUGAGGAUUUGGAAGAUGAUUGCUUUGGAUCUCCAACAACACCAUCCUCGUAUCAUCAACAGUAUGAAGUUAUGACUUCAGAUUCUGCAACACCAGUUUCAAAGCUUAGUACGAGUACCAUUUCCAAGAAAUCUCCCCUUCUGACCGAUGAUUAUUCCUCCCAUCAAUCUACUAAUAAGAGUACAACAGGAUGUAACACUUUGAGUAGUGGCAGGACCAAGUCAAGUGAGGCACUUUCAUCUACCAAAUCAUCGUGGUCCAAGCCAAAAGCUUGUCACAGUUUUAAGAUUGAUAAUCCAUUUCUCAAUGACAAGAGUCAUUUAAAUGAAAAUUAUUCUUGCUCGUAUGUGAGAGAGGACAAUUUCAUGGCCAAUCAUCACUUUAAUCGUCACAAUACCAGUGGUCAUUGUAAUAAUAGAGAGAAGAAAGCCAUUUUUGAAUUAAGCGUCAAUGAAGAAGAUUUGAGAAUACUCGAGGAGGGUAUUCCAUAUCAAAACAAUUCAUCAUCCAACACAACGUGGUUUAAUACUACCAUUCAACCACAACAAUUUUCCAAUAAUAAGGAAGAGACAAUCAAACCAGUCAACCCAAUUUCACCUCCAUUUUUGAAUUCACCACAAAGAGAUCAUCAAGGCAAUUUUACCAAGAGCCAAAUCGAGACUGACAAAAGCUACAAUAACAUUAGCAAAUCUUCCACUAGUAAGGACUCUGCAAGGUAUUUAUCAAUAAUAGACCAUCAACAUACUAUUGCAUCCACCAAUUAUGAAAAUAACAAGUUAGAGAAAAUCCAUACUGAUCACUGUGAUCCAUCACAUCAAAUUGAUACCGCACGAUGUGUUCCAAAAAAUUCUACAUUUGAAAUCAAUCUUGAUGGGUCGAGAAGUUGUACAUCAAGCAAUGAUAAGCUGCAAGACUUUAAAAGUUGUAUGGAAGAAGUGCAAGAAAGUGCAAAAUUCCAGCCUGAAAAAAAACAAACAUCAUCUCGAGGCACUACAUCUGCUGUGUUUUGCUCGAGUAUCAUCACUCAUACUGCUGCUGAAACAGGAAUUGAGAAUAAUCCUCUACUUGACGAUUGUACUUUCCUACCAUCACCAAUAUUACCAAAGGAGAGUGUCAGGUCAAACAAUACAUCGACUCUACAUAUCAUUGAUCAUUCUUUAUUGUUCAGAGACGAUCAAGAAGAAGAAGAAACCAAGUCAAUCGAAAAGACAACUUUGGUUAAGCCUGAUAUUAAUAGCAGAGAAUCAACACAAGGCGACAAGAUGCUUCAAGCAGUUUCCAUCAGAAAUGAUUUGAACCACUUUUCUAAUCAACUCCAAUUUGUAAGAAUGCCAAUUGGUGGUAACAAGGCUAGACAUCAACAACAAGAACAACCAAUGGUCACCCUAAAGAAAGUUACUACCACACCAAAGAAGAAUAUUCUCAAGCAAGAGAUUAAUAGACCUGCUGCUAUUUCCGAAUUGGCUUGCUCAUUCAAAGCUAAUGACGGAUUUUUCAUGAAUCAAAGCAUACUUCAUCAAGAUGAUAUGGACAUUGAUGAUUGUGAGGAAUUCGAAAAGAAUAAGCAAAGAUUCAAGAACAAGUUCAUCAAGAGAAGAGCCAAACUCUUACUCAACUCUGAACAAGUCAAUAUCAUUACAGCUAGAAGCUUGAGUGAAAAUCUGAGAAUUGUCACUGAAAAGGCUUGCCUUCUUCAAAAGCUCAAAUUACAACUUGAAGAAAAGACCUUGGCCAUCCAACGUGUUUGUGAUAGAAUUGUCCAUGAAGAUUUAUCUUGGCAAUUGGAAGAUAUCAUUACAGAGUCAACAACCUUUUGGUCAACAUGUGAUCAAGUGAAUACUGCCUCACCUUUCUCUGUUCUUCAAUUUUUAAAUAAGGUCUGUGAAUCUGAGAAUGAAAUCAUCAAUGCCAUUGAAGAUUUGAUUGACUUUGUCAUUACCUCAGCAAAGAGAAUGUGUAAAAAGCAUUCUUUAAACAUUAAUAUAAUCCUAGAUACAAUCAGAGAGUCUGCUGCUAUAGAAUUAUCGAGUACAAGAUCAUACACCCAACUCAAAUCUGCUGCCAGUAAGCAGCAACAACGUUCCUCCUCUACCAAACCAUCCACCACCAUUAAUCACCACAUUUCCUCUAACUUUUCUCCAAUCACAUCCUUCUCCUCCACUAGUGAAUAUAGCCUAUACUCGAUGAAACCAUCCAACAAGAAUAUCACCAAUUUUGAGCAUACCACAACACCUGAAACACUUGACCAAGUUUUUGAUAUCAAGAAGAGAAGCGAGCUCUUUGAAAUUAUUGAUAAUAACGUAGAUACAGUGCUGGAUAUUUGUUCUGCCAUUCGUCACUAUGCCAGUGAUGAAAAGAUGGAAGCUCUUGAUACUGUAUUUGAGGAAAAGUUUUCAGCAUAUUGCAAGAUUUUGGAUGAAAUGAAAAAUUACUCUGGUAUUGAUUUUGAUAUUUCCCUUAGUGGUUCAGAUGUCUGUGGUGUUUCCUUUUACUAA
Molecule: messenger RNA, 2970 nt
Organism: Naegleria gruberi
Lineage: Eukaryota; Heterolobosea; Eutetramitea; Acrasida; Naegleriidae
Exons: 1
Coding region: 1-2970 (989 amino acids)
Source: RefSeq, a predicted model, not a curated record